This is a messenger RNA of Ambispora gerdemannii, 217 nucleotides long. The record is from the annotation of a GenBank genome assembly. Lineage: Eukaryota; Fungi; Glomeromycota; Glomeromycetes; Archaeosporales; Ambisporaceae.
UGGAGAUUUAAUGAGUUAUGAAGGAAAGUUCGAAAGUUACCGAAAACCUACUGUGGAAAAAGUAUUGGAAAUUCAACUUACAAAUCUAACAAUAAAAAUUGAUGAAAAAAUGGACGAAUUAAUGGAUGAAAUAGAAACCAGCCGAAUUGAAGGCCGAGAAGAAAUAAGAAAUGAUAUUCAACAAAUAUUUAAAAUACUAGGACAAAGAACCCAAUAA